UUUAUAUCCCAAGAGAAGCAAUUACGCUUAUAAUAGCUGGGCAACUGUGUAAACUGAUGACCCUUCAUGGCGUGUGAACUUAAGUGAAGAAUAGGGAAACUUUUCUUCUAAAGAUCGUCUCGCAGUUCUAGGAAAGUAAGGUAAGAUCAAUGGAGCAGGACUAUUCUGUACCAUGGGGUGCCUUGCACGAGCUGAAACUGAUCGUUUUAUUUUGACAAGCGGUGCUAUUGCGGUAAGACAGUUGACUUGUGUGGCUUGCUGUGCAAUGACCCUUUAAAAAAACCACAAAAGACCUUUUUACAACACUGGUGCCAACUUUAAUUUUGCUGAAUUUUGUCGCUUUCCCGAAGUUUCGUUUUGGAGACGUUGUGCAGACGGUGACCACCUCUAAGAUAUAAGUUGAAGUAUCAAAUUUCCUCAACAAACAGAACAACGGAAACAAAUUUGGGAUCUAUCUGAUUUGAGACUAGAUGACUUCAUGAUUGGCAUGGUCCAAUGGAAACAGUUAAAGUUUCUCUGUUAUAUCCUUAAGGGAGGGGGUACUGCCAUAAAUUUUGGAUAGGCCGCCUGCUGCCUCGAGUAGCCUGUGCCAGGCUUUCAGAUAGUUGGGUAGCCUACGAGCAAGCUCUCCAUUCGGGGAUAUAACCCGGGGGGGGGUACUCCCAUACAUUACCUAUACGGGUAUGUGCCGCCCAAAGGGGUCGUGAUUUUGAAGCUCCUGAUUUAGAACGGGGUAUCCAUUUCAGAGGCGUUUUCUAGAACGGGGUAUAAAAAAUUGAGGAUCACUGCUUUAUCUUCUGCUUAAAAUUGUUGCUGAUUAUGAAGAAGCGUUUAUUUGAUGUAUAAGUCGAACUAAUAAAGAAAUACCUUUUAAAAAAACGGGGCUAUUUCAAUUUACAAACUUUCGAGAACGGAGUAUAAAAAAUUGGCCCAUUUCUAGAACAGGGUAUCAGUUUUAGGGCGAAUUCUAGAAUGGGGUAUAAAAAAUUGGCCCAUUUCUAGAACGGGGGUAUCAAUUUUAGGGGAAGUUUUUUUAUAACGGGGUGCCAAUUUAGAGUCCCGGGCGGCACAUACCCACCCAAAUAAUACCCAAGUGCCCCCCCCCCCGGGGGAUAUCCUGAGAAGUAGACAUGCGAGUUGGGACAUUGUGUAAAAAAGACAAGCCAAGUGAAAAUAAAGUCCCCACAUGUUUUCUUGCAUCACUUUUUACUUCUUGACUGCACUGUCUUAGAGCCUUGAACAAGCUAUGCCCAGAGCCUUUUGGUCUGCUGCUUUUUAAGGAAUUGCUAUCCAGCUUAAGGCCCAAACCCGAAAAAUGACACCCUAUUCAAAGAGGAAAAGAUACAUAUUUAAUAGCAGCACACAAACCUUCAUUGAAUCCUUUCCUAAUACUCUGAGGAACAGCUCAGUUUUAUUUGUGUUUCUCAUGUGGCUGGGAAUUUAUACACUUGAAUUUUAGCUGAUGCAAUUCAUGUACCCCUUAUCUAAGAAACACAUCAGGAACACCAUGCCAAAAGAGGUAAAAUGUUCCCUUUUUAAGGAUUGAGACCCUCAAGAAUCAUACCAUAUCUUGGGGGCACAUACCUAUCUUAUAGCCCACAUAACCCCUGGGGUUAAAUCUCUAGUCUCAAAAAAGCACCCCUUAUAAGCCCCAUGCUUACUAUCGAACAAAUCUAUUUUUGUUUUUUUUUUUACAAAGAGGAAUCUUGCAAGUAGGAUGAUAUUUUACUUUUAAAAAUGAUUCAUCAAGAAAUGUGAAAUGAUUUCAUUUCCAUUAUGGAUGCCCCUUGGGGGAGGUACUUUAGAAAUGUUUGGGUAGGGAUGUGACACUGGGAUGGCGGAACCCUUAGGCUACACCAGACCUAGUUUUGCUGAAUUUUUCUACCCAGCUAAACUAGACUAAAUGCCCAAAAUCUCUCCCUAUCCUAGAGUUGACACUCUCUUUGCUAUUAAACUGAGUUACGCGUAAACUAUGAUUUGCGGAUUUCAUUUUUUAAAUAAUUUGUCAAUUCCUGGUUUCCCUAGUCUAGCCUAAAAUUUUCAACCAAUUGCUUAGUUUCCUGGAAAAUUACACCUUAUUCUAGACCCAAACUCUCUGAUCUCUAUACCUUAUCCCUGACUAAGUUUCUUAAAAAACCAUACCCUUCACAGUGGCUCACACCUAUAUAUCCCAUACACUGUAUAUGGUAAUAUCCCUACUGCUUGGAUGCCCUUUAUGCCACAAAUGAGGUGUGGGAUAUCUAGUGCAUCCUUUUGUUUUCUUAAUUGAUACUGUUUUUUUUUAAGGAUAAUAUUUUUCUAUUUUAGGUUUUGUAAUUUUUGUAUAUUGCCAGUUCCAUCAAGCCAUGCCUUCAAGAGUGUCAUGGAAGUCACUAAAGCCCACUAUAGAGCCAGUGAUUUUUCUUUACGCAUAUGGGCUUUUCAUGCACUUACCAGUCAUACAGCAAUUUAUCUACAAACGAGUCAGUGAGGCUAAAGGUUUUCCUUAUACUACUUCAUCAAAAGACAGCGAUUCUUGCAGUAAGCAGAAACUCAACUCUUCUCUUGAAGAAUUGGAAAAAGAGGUGAUGAUUUUAGAAAUCAAUUACAAGUAAUGAUAUUAUUGUUUCAAUUAUCUAAAGUUGUGUAUAAUUGAAAAAAAUGAAUUCUUGGCAGGGGUUUAAAUAGAGUCUAUUAAUGUUCUGUGAAGAUUUUGCAAUCCACAUUAUUACUGAAUGUCAUUUUCUUUAUUAGGUGCAGUCUUUGUCUUCAUACAUACACUUGGGAAUGGUUAUGUUUGCAUCAAUUCCUUCCUUGGUUACUGCGCUUUUUAUUGGGGCAUGGACAGACAUGGUGGGACGUCGACCUGCCUUAGCAUUACCAGCAAUUGGAAGUUCCAUUGAGGCUGUUAUUGUGCUAUUAACAAUGUACUUAAAGUGGCCAAUUUAUGUGCUGUUUGUGGGAAGUGCUAUUAAUGGCUUGUGUGGAUUCUUUACUACAGUGGCGAUGGCCACGAUGGCAUACAUCGCUGACACCACAAAUGAGUCUGACAGGAGUUUUCGUCUUGGUAGGUGUAUAAUUGACCUCAAUUUGCAUAAAUAGAAUACAGUCAUGAACACCCAUCUAGUCAAGGCAAAAGGCAAAGGCAAAGUCAGUUGCGAGGGACAUAACCAGCCCAUAGACCUGUAGGCCCAGGCCUACAAAUUUUUGGUUUGAUCACUCUACGGCUUCUAAUAUGAAUUAUGCAUUGUUGGGUUGAGCUAAAAAGCUUAUGGGCUCAAAGAGUUGUUGAGGUCGGUGCAUACUAAUGGUGUCUUGCAAUUAAUAGACUGCUUGAAUUUUGUGAGUUUAGCAUCUAUUAGUCAUGGAAGUAAUGGUUAAAUCCGCCUUCUCUUUUCUGCAGCUUUCAUGGAAUUCUUAGUGUUCACAGGAGGAAUGGUUAGUCAACUAACUAGUGGACUAUGGAUUGAACACCUUGGUUUUAUCGGGCCCUAUUGGUUCAUCUUAGCCUGCCUUGUCUCUUCUGUACUCUAUGUCAUUUUUUUCGUCCCCGAAUCGAGAGCUACAUCUUCUGAACACCAAUCAAUCUGCAGUCUCUUCAGCUUUGCGAGCAUCAACAGAGUGUGGAAUGUCUACAAGAAUCCGAGAAACGGAGCAAGAAGAAACCUGAUCGUCUUCACGUUUUCCUCGGGUGUGAUUGUCCUCACUACUCUUGGUAUUGGUGGGGUUAUGGUGCUGUAUGUGCUUCAUUCUCCAUUGUGUUUCUCUGCAGAGCAGGUUGGCUAUUUCUCUGGUUACAGGUUUUUUCUGCAAGGCUUUGGCGCUGUUCUUGGAGUCAAGCUGUUGGGAAUGUGUCUCACUGAAAUUAACAUUAUUAGAGUUGGUAUAUUUUCUCUUGCUGUGGCUUUAAUGAUGUUUGGAUUCUCAAAAGCUACCUGGCUAGUGUAUUUGGGUAAGCGUUUACGUGCAUUUGGAACAGAGUGUAUGAUUUGCUUAUUCUCCAAAACUUAGAAUUAUCUUAAUGCCUAAUUUAGUAAUACUUGUAUUUAAUUUAAUACAACAAUAUUUGCUACAGGAACGAAUUUUUUCGCCUCGCAAUCGUCACCCGUGCCAUGCUCUCCGACAGUAGGGAGGUAACGAAAACAAGCCAAGCGAAAUAUGACGCACGUGAAUAUUGGCCCUGGGCUUUUUUCGCAUUGGUUUUAGUACCAGGGUCUCUGCCAGUACUUGAGUACACUAUAUUCGCGUUUUUAAUUAUCAAACUUGGUCGCGCAGUUCGUUGAAAAUGUUAAAUUUAGGCGAAUUUACCUGGAGUUGAUUUCUUGGGGACCGCACUAAGAGAAAAAUUCGUCGUCGCUUGUUUACGUGCUCCAUAAAAAAAAUGACAUUAGAAAUUUUUACGUCGUAGGCGUGCAGCGAUGGCAAAGAAAUGUACAGAAAAGCGUGAUGCACGUGAAAUGUUUUUUUUUUUGCUUAAUAAACCCAUUACGUUUUUGAUGUUCCCGUUGCCGUCGCCGUCGUCGUUGCUAAACCCCCCUAAUAUCUUGGAACCUGGAACAGGCUGUCGUUCUCCCUGUGCAUUAUACUGUAAAAGAACAAAGUACAAAACAAAACACAGCAGAUCAAGUCAGUGACGUCAAAAAAGAAAAACAAAUGUUAGCACGUCAAGCGUUAUGUCUAGACAGAAAGUUGGAGCCCGUAUCAAUGGAAAUCAAAUUCGCUGAACUACAAGAAAUACCGUGAUUCACAGUUAAGUGAGCCGGUGAAAAAACGGAAAUCGUUAUCUUUGACCCCCCCCCCCCCCCCCCCCCAAAAAAAAAAAAAAAAAAAAAAAAAAAACAGGAAUUCGAAAUCGUCCGUAUACGGUGGGGAAACCCGACCUCCCACUAAACCUCCCCCUCUCGUGAGGUGAUGCCCGAGGCUAACAAGAAUUAAUCUUGAUUGAUGAGCGCGGGAAUUUUUCCAUAUUAGCCAUUCAACCUUUUUUAAUACUGAAUUUCCCCAACUGCUCCAAUAGGAAAAACAAAUUGGGAAAGAUUAACGCGUUACAGUAAACUCUAAGAGUCAUGUCCGUCUUAAAAAGAGUCAAAUAAAGGGAGUAAAGAAAGCAGGGACCAACUCUAGGUAUCCGUGUUACAGAGGUGUCCGUUUAGGGAGAGUCGACUGUAUUACUAAUCUCCUUCUGAGAUCCUCUUUCAGCGCCUUUGGCCGGUGUAUUCAGCGGGGCUGCUGUUCCCAUUUUCCGUGGAAUGAUGUCAAGAAUAGUUGGUGCCGACGAACAAGGUAUCUCUCCUUACCUCACUGUGUUGUGUUUCCCUUUAGUAAUGUAGUAACAAGGUUUAUAACGAGGUCGACCAAUCUCGUACGCAGGUCUUCGCUUCUUUGCUUCACGGUAAGGCGGGAAAAAGAGCGAGUUUACAGGUCAACAUUCUCGGAUGAUAGCUCAAAAAAGCCGUAUUGCCUCUCUCUCCACCCUUAAAGGGGCUAUUUGCUAUCUUCUUGACUUGAAAGGCUUAAACCUGUCUUUGCAUCAAUUGAAUUCCACCCAAAAAGGUAUACUUUGUUAUGUAAGAUCAUGAUCUUUUAGGCACUGAAACUAUUUCCUCACUGUCGUUUAUUGCUACGGAUGACAAGGAUGGACAGGGAUUGAAUUGAAAAGUUAGGCCAACUUUUUCAAGUUUUAAUGUAACGCCUGCAAAAAUCCCCAAUAAAAUAUUAUGGUUUGCUCACUAAGCAGGGGCACCCAACGAUAAUAUAGUUCGAAAACCACUUAAACAUAGCAUUGUUACAAUUAUUUUAGUAUUUAAACAGUAUAUAGAGGCAUAUUUUUAUCCCCUAAAAAGUUUUCUUCUGUUCGGAUUUCCUAGCUGAAAGUCUAGUAAUCCGAAAAUUAUAGGGAUCAAAACUUACCUUUUCGAAAAUUUCAGCCAGAAAAAAGGCUCCCAAAAAUUAUAGAUGAGCUUUUUAGGGUAAAAAUCCGUUAAAAAUGGGCAAUUAUACCAUUUUUUAGAUGUUCGAAAAUCCUAGGAGAAGCAGGCAAGCAAGAAAUUUUACAACAAAUGUUCCGAAAAUUCUAGAUGUCAAAUCUUCUUCCGAACAGAUAUUUUCCGAAAAUUGACGUUGGGUGCCCCUGAAUAAGUAAUGGCUUCGGCACAGAAAUGCCCUAAAAUUAACAGCAAUAUCCUCUCGACAAAGCCCCUUUAAGUUCAUUGCGUUUUUUACCUUCAGUAAUAGUAAUGUGUUUUACUCUCACUUUCAGGGGCGCUGUUUUCUGCCACCGCAUCUCUGGAAACCUUGUGUAAUUUUCUUGGAGCUUUUAUCUUCAACUCUAUGUAUCCUGUAUCACUCAAGUUUGAAUUUCCUGGUUUUGUGUUCUUCCUCGGGACCGUGAUGUUAAUAAUACCUGUGCUGCUCAUGUGGUAGGUUGCAGACCCACAAAAUAAAAAACAUGAGAAUCGUAUCACUUGUACAUCUGAUGGGCUGGGUUUUUUUUUCAACUUUUGACUGCGACCAACUAGCGAAAAUCCAUCAACACGACGAAAAGAAAAACGCCCCUGAAACCAGUAAAGCGCCGAGUUUCCCGGAUUGUGCCAAGUUUCCCAGAUUGCUGUUGACAGUUACCCUGUGUUCAACUGAUCGUUUGCUUAAAAAGGCAUGAAAACGAGGUUAAGCAGGGUUACGCUCCUUUUGGUCUCGUCUCCAAUUUGGCGCCACUGUCUUGACCAAUCAGAAGCCAAUUAUUUGUUUGCACGCGUCUUCCCGCGUUUUUCAUCGGCUACCGAACUGUAUGUAUUUGCCCCCAGAGUUCGUGUUCUGAAUUUUAUUUUUUGAUUGUCCGUAUCUAUUGUGAUUAUUAGGUACUUGUGGUAAUUUAACUAAAACUAAUGUAAUUAAUAACAGGCAUGGUGAAUCCUGAAUAUAAACCGUUAUGAUCCGUCGAGGCGGCAGGUAGGGAGUAGGUUUUGGCUUGAAAAGUCACGCGAGAGUUUUAGUAUCAAGGGUUUUAAUUUCUAAUUUUUUUGAUUUAUCAGUUGUUUAAGAAACCCAGCAAGCUUCCUGUCGAAGAAGGACUUGUGUCGGUCAACACAGAAAGACAACAUGGCGGACAGUUUACUGACUGACCCUGUCAGCGCCGUCAUUGAAUCAAGUGGAACCCCAUUACCCAGUCCUACCCUGACAGAAGACGGUUAUGAAACAAUGGGGUGAUACUGCGUUCGUUAAGUUUACAACUGAACUUAAUUUGGAAGCGUUUUGACCAGAGGGAAGUAAAAAUAUGAGCUGCACUGACCACAUGAAGAGGCUGCUCGAAAAUGAUCGUGAACAGAAGAGAUUAUCCAUUUAGAAAGAAAUAGAUGCUAUUCUUUAAAAUUCUAUUAAUAGUCUUUCUCUUUUGAUGUGAUAGAAAAUGCUAAAGAAAAUAUCGUUUUUGGUUUACAUCAAAUUACUAUAUUUCCGUAUGAGCUAUUGUAGCUAACAAUGUAAAUAUAAUGUCCCGGUAAAUAAACUGGCAUGAAAUGCUACUUGGCAUUUUUCACAAAAGAGAUGGGGAGAAAAUGAAACUGGAUGGUCGUCCAUGCUAGUACAUCGGGCAUUUGUAAAUUACACUAAUAAUUCAGUAUUGUAAGCAAUAAAAAUUGGUAGCGUUACUUGUUGUAAUUGUGUCAAUAACUAGGCGGGUUAGGACGUUUUUUGAAAGUGAUAUUUCGUGGCCCUAGGCUACUUUAAAACGUAACUAUAAACACUUUGGUUAAAAAUAUGUGCUACCAAUACUACUUAUAUAUGUCAUAUAUAACUGCAAGCAAGUCGAACUGAUUCUUACUUCAGCGACCAAUGAAAAUGUAGAAUUAUAAAUAAUUUUUUUGAAAUAAAAUCACCUUCUUCUUCGACAAAAUUGUUGUUCUGCAGUCACCUUUUCUACUUUGAUGUUAUGCAAUGUACAUCGCCGAACAUUUUUUAUAAUCACUUUAAACACAAUGCAUUAAACUAAACGGCUGUUUUGGAAUCAUGCCCACGCUACCUCAAGCUUAAUCACAGCGUAAACAACUUCAAAAUUGACAAUCAAGACCUGAGUAUACGAUAAAAUAUAGAGAGGCCGAAGAACCUUUUGGUCCGCCCAUUUUCAUUUAAUGCCGCUUUGGAUUGUAUCCUACUUGCGGGAGCGCCAGCGCAUCGAACGUUGUCACGUGAGCUUUCCGUCCGCCGUACUAUACCUGAAACUUGGGAAUAAAACCGCCCCUCCCCCCAGCCAUAACACCAUGACAUAACUCUUGGGAUAUAGCUUGAAUUGAUAUGUUAUUUUAGCAAUAUUUAUAAUAACUACUUGUAAUGACAUACAUUCAUUUUUAAGAACCUUCGCUGCCGCUUGUCUGUGGUAAACGAAACACCAGCUACGUCGUAAGAGGGAACAUCAGCUCCCCUCGCGCCUGGCCGUGGCAGACUGGAAUCAAGCUGUCCAAUGACAAGAUACUAUGCGGGGGAUCUUUGAUCAAUAAAAAAUGGGUGCUGACCGCAGCACAUUGUGUUUAUGGGCUGUUCAGAGGACUUACGGUUGACUCUACAGGAUGCGUAGUUCCUCGCAAGCAAGUCACUUUGAUAUUUGGGGAGUUAGAUGCCAGAAACAUUGAUGGGUACGAGGUCCACAAAAGUAAGUUGUAUACUUAUAACACCACCGUUAUAACUGUGGCGGAACUUUUCACACCUUCCGCUUAGUUCAACUUUCCACUCCACACCUCCACUCAUUUUCAUGCAUUCCAAGUUACGUCCAUUUUUGAAAGUUUUACCGCUUUUAAAUGCCGACGAUUCAUCGUGACUUCAUUGGGUAAAUUUGCCUUCGAUCUUACUCACAGGAGCGGUAUGAACAAAUUGAAUUCAAAAGUUGAAAGAGCUGCCGGUUAACUGCAGUUAUCUGUGUACUUUGCAGCUAUAUGUCACCAUAUUAAGGACAUAUCAGAAAUGAAAACCUGCAUAAUUAAUUACUGGUAAAUACUGCCUUACAUUCUUUGUCCACUUUUUGGUUUUUUAAAACAGACGUUUUUCAAAAGUAUUGAUUUAACGGGCACAAAUUUUCAAGGAUAGCUUAUUGUGCCAUGUUUUUUUGCUGCCUCUUUUAAGACUUUUUCACUGCCUCUUUGCUUGCUAGUUUUAUACCUUGAUCACAGAUCUAGUGAUGUGCGUGCGCUGAUAAGCAAAACUGAAUUGCAAACAGAGUCUGCCAUUGCUCUUGACGAUUAUUAGAUGUAAUAACUCAAUAUUUUUAGGAUUAAUAUGUGAUAACCUCUGUGUUUUUUACAGACAUUUCCAAGAUCUGUCCACACUCGAAUUACAACCACCUGACUCUGGAUUACGAUAUUGCGCUUCUUCUAUUGGAGUCUCCACUACUCGCCUUUAACGACACAAUGAGUCCCGUAUGUCUUCCAACGAGUCUAACUAGUUUUCCAUCCGGGACCUACUGCUGGGUAACCGGUUUCAGCAAGAAGAGACGCACCAGACGAGACACCAAUCUGCUACGACAAGCCGAACUACCCCUGCAACCGCUGAGCUAUUGCAGGCAGCAAUAUCCAUUUUACACUAUAACCUCCCGGAUGCUCUGCGCUGGGUUUGAGGACGGGGGGAUUGACAGUUGCCAAGGAGACAGCGGAGGCCCGCUUGUUUGCCAAGAAAUAGAGAGCGGAAAAUUUGUGCAAGUGGGCGUGGUCAGUUGGGCUAGCGCAUGCGCACAACCUGGGCAACCAAGGGUGUAUACUGACGUGAAAUAUCUUCUUCCUUGGAUUCACAAGAUCAUACGUUAA
Molecule: messenger RNA, 9767 nt
Organism: Porites lobata
Lineage: Eukaryota; Metazoa; Cnidaria; Anthozoa; Scleractinia; Poritidae
Source: the annotation of a GenBank genome assembly